Messenger RNA from Oenanthe melanoleuca, 507 nucleotides. It is a transcript of the gene PPY, whose product is annotated as pancreatic polypeptide. Gene Ontology annotation, cellular component: extracellular region. The record is from RefSeq and is a predicted model, not a curated record. The transcript has 4 exons. Bases 143 to 376 code for a protein of 77 amino acids. Gene Ontology annotation, molecular function: neuropeptide Y receptor binding; neuropeptide hormone activity. Gene Ontology annotation, biological process: neuropeptide signaling pathway; feeding behavior. Lineage: Eukaryota; Metazoa; Chordata; Aves; Passeriformes; Muscicapidae.
GCGUGUCCGGCACUGUCCCCGCGUGUCCGGCACUGUCCCCGCGUGUCCCCGCGUGUCGCCGCCCGAGGAGGAAGGUCCCCACGCGCCCCGUGGCCGCGCCGCCCGAGUGCCGCCGUGCCCGUGUCGCGGCCGUGUCGCAGCCAUGUCGCCGCGGCUGCUGCUGGCCGCCUGCGCGGCGCUGGCGCUGCUGCCGCUGCGGCCCCGCGCGGGCCCGGCCCAGCCCGCGUACCCGGGGGACGACGCGCCCGUGGAGGAGCUGCUGCGCUUCUACAACGACCUGCAGCAGUACCUGAACGUGGUCACCCGCCCGCGGUACGGGAAGCGGGCGGGCGGGCGAGCGCUGGGCGAGGACCCGCUGGGCGCCCCCGGGUGCUGAGCCCAGGGACGCCGCCGGGGCCGGGAGGGUGAGGAGGAACCCAGGAGGUGCCGCCCCCCGCCCCCGCUGCACCCCCGGACCCCCAGAGCCGGGGACAGACCCCCCCCAGCAAUAAACACCCCCUGCAGCCA